Diabrotica balteata is the source of this 2616-nucleotide messenger RNA. The record is from the annotation of a GenBank genome assembly. Lineage: Eukaryota; Metazoa; Arthropoda; Insecta; Coleoptera; Chrysomelidae.
AGAUCUGAUUGAAAGAAAAUCUAAUAGUAUAAAUUCCUUUUAUUUUGAGAAUUACUUUGGAAUCCACUUCCAUGCGCUAAAUGAAAACAAAAAUAAGUUUUUGGUCAGACGUAAAGAAUAUGUUAAAGAUUUCGGUGAAUAAUGGUAUUAUUUGAAGAACAUAGAACCAAGGUCCCGCACUAGUUUCUUUAUUAUCUUCCUAGUAAAUUAUGGCACUCUAUUUUAAAACCGCAAGUGAACUUUGCGACGUAGUUUCUGUAGUUGCUUUCUGCUCUUUUGACUCCACUAUGUUGCUCAUAGUUGAUAACAUCGAGCACUGGAUACCUGGUGCUAGAGUUCUACAGGGAAUGUCUUGGGAAAAAACUAUCAAAAAAGAAAUCAAUGAGAUUUUUGGUCCAAUACCGAGUGCUGAUUUGAAAAUUUUAAGAACUUCUAAGCUAUACAUAACUAGGCACACCGUACCUUAUUUGCUCCACAUAGUUUUUCAAUUGUUUGUGGACACACCGACGAAAAACAAGGCCAAAAAUACCAUUGGAAAGUAUAGGGGAAAAUGUCGUUGGGUUUCUCAGUCCGACAUACUUAAAUUAUUACAAAUGCACAACUUACGAAGUCCCGAGUUAGUAGAAUUGUUUUUCCUAAUUAAAAAAGAACAAUUGCCGAACUCUUACAAUUCUCCCGAAGAUAUAAUUAUUAUGGACACUUUAUUGGAAACUGGAGAGGACAUAUUGGUCAUUGGAAAAGGGAAUAAUUUUGCUCAGUUGGUUGAUGCAGCCAAUAUCGAUCGGUUAGGACAAGAAAUGAUUUUAAAAGAAUUUGUAUUAAUGACUUUUCCAGCUGCUUAUAUGAACAUCCGUUCGUUUACAAAAGCUGUAACAGAUUUAGGUUGGGAGAAACCUAAUGCUACUAGCUUGUUUCGGGCUGCCGAUUUCUGCGUACGAUACGGAAUCACUUUUAGAGAAUGGAUUUAUUUGUUGGCGACUGUAGAUCCCUCCACGCCUCACGGUGGAGUUGCGGUCGAAAUGAGAAGCAAAUACAUGUUUAGGUACUACGAUAGAGACAAUGAUAAACUAUUGAAAAUAGACGAUUUUAAAGGACUUAUUGCUGAUCUUAGAAAAGCCAGAAAGAAUCCGAUAGAUGCUGCAAGUGUUGCGAAAGAAGCUUCCGAAACCUAUAAAGCAAUGGGUAUAUCAGAAGGGAGUGCAAUUAACGAAGUUGAUUUCAUGAAAGCGAUAUUAGAGUUAAAAAUUCGUGGAAUGCCUACCAUUUUUAGAUCCUCAAUAGGAAUUCUAAAAUACUUACAACAAAAGGGAAAUGGCGGAACUUUUAUGCCUCCAGUUUCUGCAGCUUUGCCAAGUAAUGGGGGAAAUCUAGAAAGUAUAAGAAGCAAAAUGGCACAAUUAUCAUCACCUUUGGUUAGAAAUAGCAAGGAUUAUGAAAUAGCUGUUCAUGCCGUAAAAAUCCAAAGAAGUGGACAAGCUCUUAAUAUUGAUGAAAUGCGAGCUAUCCAAGAUGCCGUUUCGAAUACUACCCUCAAACAACCACUUAACGAACAAACGCGAAGAAUAUCGAUGGAUAUAUUCAGCCAAAGAUCAGUUUCUAACGAACUGUUAAAAUCCCUCAGAUACCUCACUAGUAUUAACAAAAUUAAAGAUACCACGUCCAGUUUCACUUGGGGUCAGCUAGAUUCAGCUAUGGUUGCCAGAAACUUGAUAAGUAUUUGUAAUCAGGUCAGGGAAAUAUUUAGGACGGAACCGAGAUUGUUGAAUUUGAGAUCGCCUGUUUAUAUAAUGGGGGACUUUCACGGCAACAUUAACGAUUUACUGUAUUUCGAAAAAGUGUUGUGGCACAUAGGUCCAGGACUUACACCAUCAUCUUUGCUGUUUUUAGGAGAUUAUGUUGACAGAGGUGCUUUCAGCUUUGAAGUUAUUGCGUAUUUAUUCUCAUACAAGCUGCAGAGUCCCAAUAAAGUGAAUCUCUUGCGAGGAAAUCAUGAAAUUCGUGAGGUUCAAAAGAUGUUUACUUUUUACAAAGAAUGCUGUCUUAAAUUUGGCGAGAAAUUAGGUAACGAAGUUUGGACAGCUUCAAAUAAUGCAUUUGAUACAAUGCCUAUAGCUGCCACUAUAGACGGAAAGGUAUUUUGUUGCCAUGGAGGAGUACCGCCACCUUGGCUUUGUCCCGUUAUAACAGCUAUCAAUGAUAUCCCCGUACCUCUUAACCAACCCGAUGUGCAGAGUUCGUUGGCAUGGGAGCUGAUGUGGAAUGAUCCUGUAAGACCAAAAGCACUUAAUGACAAAUUAGCUAUGGAAUUGCUUGCCAACGAAGGUUUUGCUGUGAAUACGAGAAGAGGCACAGCUCAUGUAUUUAGCGUGGAAGCAUUGGAGAGGUUCCUGAAAGCGAAUCAACUGACUCAUUUCGUACGAGCUCAUGAAGUUGCACAGGCUGGUUUUCAGGUUAAUCAGAAAGGAAAAUUGCUGACAGUAUUUUCAUCUUCUAAAUAUUGCGGUGGGAAAAACGAUGCAGCUUGCAUAAUGGCGGAUGCGGGGAAACUUAGAGUUCUCAGACUAGACACAACAUGAACAGUAAGGUUAUACUAAAAAGCAACAGAAAGAAACAAAU